Molecule: messenger RNA, 1000 nt
Organism: Octopus bimaculoides (California two-spot octopus)
Lineage: Eukaryota; Metazoa; Mollusca; Cephalopoda; Octopoda; Octopodidae
Product: hemocyanin G-type, units Oda to Odg-like
Molecular function (GO): oxidoreductase activity
Source: RefSeq, a predicted model, not a curated record
UUACCUGUACUGGUCACUGAGGAGGAAAACAACCCCUUCCACCAUGCUCAUAUCGAUGUUGCCAAUAAAGAUACAACCAGAGCACCGAGAGCUCAACUUUUUGAUGAUCCAGAAAAAGGAGAUAAAUCAUUCUUCUAUCGCCAGGUAGCACUUGCUCUGGAACAAACAGAUUUCUGUGAUUUUGAAAUCCAGUUCGAAAUCGGUCACAAUGCUAUUCAUUCUUGGGUUGGAGGUAGUAGUCCAUAUGGUAUGUCAACCCUUCACUAUACUUCCUAUGAUCCUCUCUUCUACCUUCAUCACUCCAAUACUGAUCGUAUUUGGUCUGUAUGGCAAGCAUUGCAGAAGUAUCGAGGAUUGCCUUACAACUCUGCCAACUGUGAAAUCAAUAAACUUGCUAAGCCACUGAAGCCAUUCAAUUUGGAUAGCAAUCCUAACGCUGUUACAAAGGCUCAUUCAACUGGCAAUAAAGUUUUCGAUUAUCAUGAACUUGGUUAUGAUUAUGACAAUCUUAAUUUCCACGGUAUGACCAUUCCUGAAUUGGAAGAACACCUUCAAGAAAUACAACAUGAAGACAGAAUAUUUGCUGGUUUCUUACUUCGUACCAUUGGUCAAUCUGCUGAUGUCAAUUUCGACAUCUGCACCAAAGAUGGCGAAUGUACAUUUGGAGGCACGUUCUGUAUUCUCGGUGGAGAACAUGAGAUGUUCUGGGCAUUUGACCGUCUUUUUAAAUAUGAUAUCACCACAAGUUUGAAACAACUACGUUUACAUGCUCAUGAUGAUUUCGAUAUAAAGGUUACUAUUCAAGGUAUCGAUGGUCGUACUUUACCAAAUAAGUACCUCACUCCUCCGACAAUUUUCUUUGUUCCAGCUAAAUAAUAUUAUCAAGUGAUGUAAUCAUUUAUAUGAUUUAGUAAAUCUGUACAUUUUUUUUUCUCAUUGAUAAUGAAGAAUUUCUUUUUAGUUACUUUGUACAUUUUCAAUCAUUAAAUGAUAUAUCCAG